ACCCAGCGGAGAGACAGAAAUCAGGAAUGGGAUAAAUACACUUAGUUCACAGCUGGCCAGACUGCUCAAACGUGCCAUGAACAUUCAGUGACCCUCGACGACGAUUGGCUGACAAUAUCAUUAUAACCUAUCAACCCCUGUGUGCAACCCCGGAUCUCGAGUUGGACGAAUCAUCGCGGCCGGCCAAGCCAAACAUGGCAACAGAAAAGAGGCCCUUUAGGGUGAUCAUUGUCGGGGGUGGCAUCGGCGGCCUUGUGCUGGCCAAUAUGCUGCAGGAGUUUGACAUUGAAUAUGUGAUACUGGAGGCGUGGACCGAGAUCGCUCCGGCCGUCGGCGCCAGCAUAGGAAUGAUUGCCAACGGGCUUCGCAUCCUGGAUCAGAUUGGUUGCUAUGAGCCUCUGAGAAAGCUUCUAAAGGAGUUGAACGAUCACAGCUGCUUGCGCUACCAUGAUGGCCAGCCUUUUGCUACUACCAUGGAUCCCCAGUUGCACGAAAUCAAACGGCAUGGGUAUCCCAGUCUGUUCAUGAACCGUCAGUGGCUUUUGCAGUUUCUGUACGAUCAUUUGAAAGAAAAGGACCGCGUGCUCUUGGGCAAAAAGGUUACCCGUAUCGACCAUAUCCCCGGAGCCGCAAGGGUCUACACAGAAGACGGAUCAUCUUUUGAGGGUAGCAUUGCCAUUGGGGCAGACGGUGUCCACAGCGUCGUGCGCAAGGAGCUUAACCGUCUAGCCCAAAAAGAACGACCGCAAGCUUUCCCGGCCGACCAGGAGGAAGGCAUCCCGGCUUUUUACAAGUGUUGUUUCGGGAUCUCCCAAAACGUCGACGGCUGGCCGGAUCGCCAUGUCACUGCCACCUUCAACAAGAACAUAACGUGUACCGGCCUUUCUGGUCCGGAGAACCUCGUUUACUGGUUUCUCUUUGCACGGUUUCCCGAAACCAAGCAUGGCAAAGACAUUCCAAAAUUCACAGCCCAAGACUGCGACGCUUUCGCCCAAGAAAUUGCAGAAGCCAAUGUUACUGAUACCAUCAAGUUUCGCAGCUUAUACGACAAGAGGAUCUCGGCGACCUUGACGCCGCUGCAUGAGAUGGUUUACAAGACGUGGUUCUACAAACGUGUCUUUCUCCUCGGCGACUCUGCGCACAAACCGAACCCGCUGUCGGGCCAGGGAGCCAACGGGGCGAUUGAGACCGCGGCUGAACUAAUCAACGCGAUUCUUGACGAACGCGAUAGUCGCCCGGCGGGCCUGCAGGAUCUGUCCGUCGACGACAUUGAGGGCAUGUUCCUGCGGGUGCAGACGGCACGUGCAUCGCGCAGCCGCGCGGUCGUCAAGGAUUCCUACGACCGCCUGAGCUUGUUGACGAGCCAAAAUCCGACAGUGACAGCCGCGGUCAAAGCCAUGAUGAAAUACGCCCCCAGCAGCUACAGGGACUUUGCCGCCAACUCGGAUAUUAUCGCUGGCGCAUCCCGCAUCCAGAAACUCCCCGUGCCGCACAGACCUAGGGCUAUUCCCUUCGAGGAUGAACGUCCGGCCAAGCCCGUCCGCGCCACCACCGCCAAAGUUGUGCUAAACCUCUUUGCCAUUACCAAUCUCGCCCUUGCCCUCCUCUGCCAGGAAUCGAGAACGGUCGCCCCGCUUUGGCAGCAGGUUGCGCCGGUUCUCUUCUUCACGGUCGAAGGUUACCGUUACGGCCAUACGAAUUCGCUACUCGGCAUGCCUAGCAUUACGGCACUUUGCUUACAUACCCUGGGUGCCGGUCGGGUUUUUCCCGUGUACUCGGCGGUGUAUGGACUUGCGGCAUUCCGACAACCGCCUGGUCGCCACGUUGACCUUAUGGCUGCAAAAUCCAUGUUUCGGACGGCCGUUCUAGGCUGCGCCCUGGUGCUGUUGGUUAAACUUGCUCUUGAAAGCCGGUCGGGCACGGCAAUCUCAUGGAGGGACCUGACGCAAUUUGUGUCACUUUUUCCCAUUCUCGUCUGGGGUUUAAACAACCUAAUCAAAAAGACCAAGCCCAAAGCCCGGAACCCUUCCGAGCCAGAAGCCUUUGGGUUUUACAAGACCGCCGACAUGCCCUUCCUCCGAGCGCUGUACGGCUGUGCCUUUGCUGUGCAGGCAGCCGUUCACCUUGCCAGUGGCGGAUACUCCAACGCUGCUGGACCCUUGUCCGGAUCUAUUUCGGGCGUGGCAAGAUCGCUGGUAGAUGCCACGUCCACCAGCGGACCUGCAUACCACAGCCUGCUGAUGGCCAACCUGCAUGCCAUUUGGGACCUCAGGGCGCAUGGUUACGUUACAACACCCAGGGCGCUCAGAGCCGCAUUGGGUGCAGCUGCUGGGCAGGCCCUCGUCGGGCCCGGGGCGACGUGGGCUGGUCUUUGGUGCUGGCGCGACGAGGUCUAUGCCAGCAGCGCCAUCGAGUAAAUGGGAUGUUGGAUGGGUCGAGAUGCUUAUGUGAAGAAAUCCUUGCAUUUCAUAUAAUUGUAAUUAUUUUUUAGAGUUUGAGGUUCAAGCCUACUUUGUUUAAUGCUAAUAUCCGUAGCAUACUGCGU
Pyricularia oryzae 70-15 is the source of this 2545-nucleotide messenger RNA. RefSeq names its product FAD binding domain-containing protein. The transcript is spliced from 2 exons. The record is from RefSeq and is a predicted model, not a curated record. The coding region runs from base 195 to 2417 and encodes 740 amino acids. Lineage: Eukaryota; Fungi; Ascomycota; Sordariomycetes; Magnaporthales; Pyriculariaceae. Gene Ontology annotation, molecular function: FAD binding.